This is a messenger RNA of Adineta steineri, 675 nucleotides long. The record is from the annotation of a GenBank genome assembly. Lineage: Eukaryota; Metazoa; Rotifera; Eurotatoria; Adinetida; Adinetidae.
AUGAGUUAUAGAAAUUCAAAUAAUAAUUUUCAAUAUGAUAAUAAAUAUAAUGAACAGCAAGAUCGAAAUAGUUUGAGUAAAUUACGUUCAAAAUAUUGGACAACAAAACAACUUGUAAUUAAAAAACUUGGCCGAGAAGAAGAUGAAUUUGUUAUUGCAUCGGAUGCUGAUGUUGAUGCUAAACUUGAAUUACUUUUUACAAUUAAAAAAUCAUGUCAUGAUUUACUUCGUAUUAUGGAUCGUUAUCAAACAAAUGUUCUUAUUCUUUCUCAUGAAGAAACAGAUAUGGCUCGAUUUUUAAAAGAUUAUGCUCAAGCAGAUAAAAAUCGUGCAGGUAAAAUCAUGGCAAGUGUAUCUAAAGUACUUGCAUUUACAGCACAACAACGUUUAAGUUUACGACAACCAUUAUUACGUUUACAUAAUGAAAUCGAAACAUUUCGUCUUCGUGCAGUAACAGAUACAUUUACAACAGUAAAACGAAUGGAAACAGCAAGAACAGAAUAUCGUGGUAGUAUUCUAUGGUUAAAAGAUGCUUCCGCACAACUUGAUCCAGAAAAACAAUUAGAAAAAUUUCGUCGAGUACAAAGUCAAGUGAAAGUAGCAAAGACUGAUUAUGAUAGAUUAAAAUCGGAUGUCAUACAAAAAAUUGAUUUACUCACAGCUAGUCGAUGGUGA